AUGGGCGAGGCAGACUUCGAGACCAUGCUUAACUCAUCCCCUGUUCCCCAUUCCCCCAGUGCACCUGUCGACCCCGUCAGCAAGAGGCAGGAGGCGGAGCGGGAGGCCGCGGAGGGAGGAGGAGCGCAGGGCGGCGAAGCUGAAGGUGCAGACACGGCGAACGACGCGCGGAACAGGGUGGGGGAGAUGCCUGGCGGGAUGAAGGGGUGGCAGUGCAGUCUGUUCGCCAGAGGCGAGCUGAAGCCAGUGGUGGUCCGUUUCGUGCAGUUGCCCCUCCCCCCCCCCCCCCACCCACCUGUCGACCCCAUCGUGCUCACUUGGCUGAUGACAGAAAAUCCGUGGGUGGGAGGAGGGGCGGAUGAUAACAAUGGCCGCAAGGGCUUUGCGGGCAGCGUGGGCAGCGACGAGUAUGCGAGGAAGCUGUUUGACGGGCUGGAGGAGGUGGAGGAGGUGGAGGAGGUGGAGGAGGUGGAGGAGGUGGAGGAGGCGGAGGAGCGGCUACUGGCGAACUGGAGAAAGAACGUAUUGCUCGUGAGGAGCGGGAAGCCAAGGAGCACCGCAAGCACAUGCCAAACCCCACUGCACGCCAUACUGCUUCGUGUGCUCCUCCCUCACCGCCCCUUUGCUGCCUCUUCAUUCGCUUCCCCUCCCUACACACGCUUCGCCACACACUUGCAGGAAUUGAGGCGGCAGGAGGCGAAGCUGGUGAUGGAGACAAGAGACGUUUCCAUCACCAGCUCGGUGAGCAAGACAGUCGCAGGGGCAGGCACAUCCCCCCUCCGAUCUCCCCUUUUUUUAACCCCUUUUCUCACAGGCAGCAACGUAGCGGCGGGUGCUGGCAGGGCUGAAGGAGGUCGGGGGGUAGAAAUUCCACCUGUUUUUGCCCCCUUCCCACUUAACCCCCCACGCACACGGAACCAUGAGGUGGCGUGUGCUAGCAGGGUUGAAGGCGGUGGGGCAGGCGGUGCGACGCUAAAGCAGAUCCUCGCUCUCCCCUGCCCCUCCCACUCAACCCCCCAAUACACGCACGAGAGCAGGGAGGGAACUAUGAGGCGGCGGGUGCUGGCAGGGCUGAAGGAGGUGGGGCAGGCGGUGCGCAGUGGGAGGGCCAAGUGUGUGGUGCUGGCGCCUAACGUGGAGGAGGUGAGUGGGGCAGGUGAGGGGAGAAGUCACUCUCAGGUCAUUCUCGGGUCGUUCUCGAGUCACUCUAAUCUCAAGUCAGUUUUCACCUAA
Closterium sp. Naga37s-1 is the source of this 1233-nucleotide messenger RNA. The record is from the annotation of a GenBank genome assembly. NCBI's taxonomy places the organism in Eukaryota, Viridiplantae, Streptophyta, Zygnematophyceae, Desmidiales, Closteriaceae.